AUCUUUCCUUGUGUUGGACGUAUGGAAAUAAAUUCUACUGCGAGUAUGUCUUAUCAAAUGAAUUCUUGGAAAUUCGAGUUCUAAAAAUAUGCGAAUUUCUCAUGCAGCUGUAACAUCCAGUUCUGAGUUGAUAACGGCUGGGCUCAGUGCAAAGAUCGCAGUCAAGCCGAGCGAUGUCAUUUCUGCGGGUCUGCGCAAUAAUCUGCGCGAUUCUCGCCGACUUUGCCGAACCGUUCGAGUGUGGCAUCCGGAAGGUUAGAACCACCGAGGUGAUUGUGAACGGGCACGAAAGUUCGCCGGGGAAAUGGCCCUGGCACGCGGCCAUCUACUACCGGGAGGAUCGUAGAACAAGCAAGUACGUCUGCGGAGGCACACUGAUCAGCCGGAACUUUGUCCUGACGGCAAAGCACUGCGUUGUGGGUUCGAAUGGGAACGUGCUUGCGAGGCGAAGUUUGCUGAUCUGGCUGGGAAUGCACAGCUUGGACGUCAUGAACCCGCGGAUCAUGCAGCAAAACGACGUGCGUAAGAUCCACUGCGUUGGGAACGAUGGCUCGGGGAAGAAGAACGACGUCGCGCUGCUGGAGUUGAUGACGGAGGUCCGCCUGACCAGCUACAUCCAACCGGCUUGCGUGAAUCAGGUCGUGGAUUUGGCCGAUAAGGUGGGAACCGUCGUCGGGUGGGGUGUCACUGAGCAUGACGAGCUUUCGCCUGUGCUGAAGGAGUCGCAAAUGCCGGUCAUUGAUACGAGAAUCUGCAUCGAAAGCAAUCGGGCUGUGUUUGGACAGGCUUUGGAUAGCAGCGUUUUCUGUGCAGGGUUCACCAACGGAACAACGGUCUGCAACGGCGACAGCGGAGGUGGAUUGUUCUUCCAGAGAAACGACGUUUGGUACGUGGGUGGGAUCGUUUCGUUUACGGAGCAACGGAAAGGAAGCCAGCUCUGUCAAACCACAGGCUAUGCUGGAUUCACCGAUUUGAGUGGGCUUCUAUCGUGGAUAAAGAAUGUUACGGAGUUGGGCUACCUGCUGGAGCAGGACGAGGAUCGAGUUGGUAGAGGUUCUGAAGAAGAUGAUGAUGAUCCAACAACUACGGCAAUUAAUCUACUGCCAAAGCAGUGCGGUAUUUAUACUGUGAACAGAAUAGUGGGAGGUCAAAAUGCGAACCUCUACGAGUUUCCCUGGAUGGCCAUUCUACUUUACAACGAUGACGUUUUUCGUGCCACGGGAUCGCUCAUUAGCAAGCGUUACGUUCUGACGAUUGCACUGUGCAAAUACCCCAAUAAACCUGUUCAGGUCAGGCUGGGGGACCACGUGCGAGACCAAUACAAGGAUUGCAGCCCCAACGACGCUACCUUUUGUACGCCUCCUGUCCGUGAUUACGACAUUGAAAAGUGUGAACAGCACAUAGCCUUCAAAAGUAGAAACACAACUGCAAUGUAUGACAUCGGGUUGCUACGAUUGAAUAGAGAUGUGGUCUUUGAAGACCACAUUCAACCGAUCUGCCUUCCGGUUACGGACGCCUUAAGGCAACUGAAGCUGUCGAGCUACAUCAUCGCCGGCUGGGGCAGCACAAGAGCUGAAAACGCGACCUUGGUUCUGAAAAAGGCAACCGUCCCGGUGGCCAACUGUUCCAUCUACCGAGACAAACUGGAAGUGCUCGGAUUCACCAACAACGACGCGUUUCUGUGCGCCGGCGGUAAGGGAACGGCCACCUGCUUGAGGGACACCGGAGGACCGCUGGGAAACCUAGUUCAGCACAACGGAAUGCGCUUCGUGCAGUUCGGGAUUGCGACAUUUUCGUCCAAAAACUGCGGCCUUCUUCCCUCCGGGUACAUCAGUGUGUCCCACCACAUGGACUGGAUUCUGGCGAUCGUGGAGCCUUGAUCCAGGUGAUUCGGAUUACCUUCAACGGAAUAAACCAAACAAACAAUGUCCUUGUUGCACUAAAUCCAUUACCGACAGAUUUGAAACUUAUUUCAAACUCCCAGUUGAAGAAGUAUAAGCCACAAAUGGAAACUGUUAGCAAAGCUUUCCCUGCUGUGAAAAUGCAAACAGACACAAUCCCUUCCAAAGAUGGUGGGGGCACACUCACACACAUGUGAACUUGUGCUCGCGCGCUUCCCCGAGCUUGAGCAACUUUUCUCAUCAAACUUUUUUGUUUCUUCGCCGCGUGCGCCUAGAAAAUGAAGAAAAACUAACGCCGCUUGUGAACCCCACUGAGUGAAGAAAAAACUCAACUCUCAAAACGAAACACACACACUCACACAGGAAUUGUACAAUGCAAGAUGGGUUUCUUUUUUUUUGCUCAAGCGACUUCUUUUCAGUCUUCUUCCUUGUGUUGCGUUUCUUGAACUUUUGCACAGAGGAAAAGCUUGUCUUCUAUUCUUUUAUUAAUGUAGUGUGGUGCCGUGAGACUCCCUUCCUCCCCCCUCCCCCCCACCUUACUAACAUUCCCUCCUUUUUUCAUCGACCUAACCAAGCAGUCUCUGUUUACCCAUUUUCUUUCGUUUUUCUUUAAAAUAAAAUUCGCAGUGCUUUGUUAACAUUAUGAUUUCCUUGUUCCUCUCUCCGCGUUUCCCUGCGGUUAACCCUCGACGGCCCACUUUUUUGCCCCCACCAACCAACCAACCAACGCCGCUGUGGGAAAUUAAAACUAGUUUCAGUUGUUUUCACAAUUUAUGGCAAGUUUCCUCCUUUUCCCUCUCUCCCUCCCAACCUUUCGGAGCAAGUUCCUCGCUGUUGGCGCGCGCAAGUUUUUACACAUUUUUUCUUUCUUUUCAUUUCCCAAGGCUUUGGGAUUUGUUUUUCCCGGUGCGGCUUAGGAUCUGCGCUGCGGGAUCUACGCCACAUGCUGCAGUUUUGUGCAGCGAUUUGAUUGAGGGAUUUGCAAGUUUUGCGGGAACUUUGAUUAGGGGGGAAUAGAAAACCCUCUCGAUUUUGUGUGAUUUUGUCGUGCUCUCAACGCGGGAGCAAAAUCCUCUCAUUUGUUCAUGUUGAACACAAAUUAAAUUCACGUUUUAAGAUAUAAUCAAUCAAAAUUAUCAAAAGACGAGCCUUUAAUGCGUGACUCAGCUUAAAAUCUUACCUAAUUUUAGUCACACUAACAAAACGAACUAGUUGAUCACCCCUCUUGCCAGCAGUCGCCAUCAAAAAACGAUGACACAAAGACAAAAUUUUGAUUAAUUUAUAUUUACUGCUAACACGCUCAUUUUCUCCGAGCUUUGUCCUUCCCUCCCUCGGGGGACCUAUUCGUCAACCCCUCCACUUCCCUCCCCUUCAACGUCGUCACGCUCAACUGACGCGGACGUGAGCAAAAUUCCGAUAAUUAAAAUUUAAUUAGGCAAGUCUCGUUUUGAAGACAGUCCAUCCAUUCGCUGCUCCCGGUUUUCCGUCGAGUGUCUAAUCACCCCCCAAAAAUUUGAGCCCAAGGCGGAAACCCCUCUCUCUCCCCCUUCGUCACGAUAUUCAAAUCAAAUUGGUAAUAAAUCAUGCCGUGAUUAUUGUUUUAUGUAACUAAUAAAUCACAACCAGUAAAAUUAAUAUUUUCGCUUGAUGGCAGGAUCUUUGGGAUUUGCGUGCCUUCUUCCUCGUC
Culex pipiens pallens (northern house mosquito) is the source of this 3588-nucleotide messenger RNA. Its product is annotated as serine protease easter-like. NCBI's taxonomy places the organism in Eukaryota, Metazoa, Arthropoda, Insecta, Diptera, Culicidae. The transcript has 3 exons. Bases 174 to 1880 code for a protein of 568 amino acids. Gene Ontology annotation, biological process: proteolysis. The record is from RefSeq and is a predicted model, not a curated record. Gene Ontology annotation, molecular function: serine-type endopeptidase activity.